Molecule: messenger RNA, 1098 nt
Organism: Magnolia sinica
Lineage: Eukaryota; Viridiplantae; Streptophyta; Magnoliopsida; Magnoliales; Magnoliaceae
Product: transcription factor bHLH36-like
Exons: 3
Coding region: 93-809 (238 amino acids)
Biological process (GO): regulation of transcription by RNA polymerase II
Cellular component (GO): RNA polymerase II transcription regulator complex
Molecular function (GO): RNA polymerase II transcription regulatory region sequence-specific DNA binding; protein dimerization activity; DNA-binding transcription factor activity, RNA polymerase II-specific
Source: RefSeq, a predicted model, not a curated record
CUGAUCUCACCUCUCUGAGAGAGAGAGAUGGCCCAUGAGAGAUCUCCUUAAUCAACAGAAGAUCUUGUUCUCUUCUCAAACUACUGAAAAGCAUGAAUUAUAUUCCACCCACCCUUUAUUUCCAGCCGGGAGAUGAGCUGUGCUGCCCCAUCACUUCCACCUCGACUGUCAUAGUUGAGGACCGCCAUCAAAUGCCUCAGAUGAUCAACCCCAAGAAUCCAACAGCUCACAUCGAAACUUCCAGCAAUUGUGAUAACAGCAACCAAAGCAGCAGCAACAAGAAGAAGAAGAUCAUGCACCGCGACGUUGAGAGGCAGCGAAGGCAUGAGAUGGCGAUUCUCUACGCUUCGCUGCGGUCGCACAUGCCACCAGAAUAUCUCAAGGGAAAACGGUCGAUCUGCGAUCUCAUGAAGGAGGCAGCAACUUACAUCAAACUCCAGGAGGAGAAGAUCCAACGGCUGAUGGAGAAACGAGAUGGUCUAAGAAGUCUGAUCUCACCAUCCGCAUUCAGUUCCAGAUCUUCCUGUGUGCAAGAAGGCUUUCUCUUGCCUUCUGUAACAGUCAGACCUUGUUAUGCUGGUGUCGAGGUAGUUAUCAGAAGCAGCGGGCCACGAGAUGGAGUUCUCUUCUCGACAGUGAUUUCUGUGUUAGUAAGCGAAGGCCUUGAUGUUGUGAGUUGCAUUUACACUAAAAUAAAUGUGGAUUCGAUUUACACUCUCCAGUCUGAGGCCAGCAAUCAAAGUGAGGUUGAUUUUCAUGCGCUGCAACACAGACUGAGAGAUUUGGUUAGUUGUCAGUUGGGAAUUUAGGAUGACUGGUUGUUGCAAGUACUCAUCUCCUACAUCGCUUUCUACCAUCUCCAACGUUGUGUGCAAGCUCGGGGAUUCCUGUUAGAGUUAGGGUUAGGGUUAGGGUUUUCUAGUUGAGCCAAGAAUCUCUUUUUCCUUUCUAACUGUUAAAACAAUCAGCACAAGAAAGGGAGAAGAAAGAUAUUGGAUUAUCUAUAUUCCUUUUAUGUGUCUGUCAAAGAUAAGAUCUUGUAUGGGUGCAUAUGAUGCUGAGUGAGAACCUACAAAGAAUGAAAAUUUUCUCCUUGAG